Lichtheimia ornata is the source of this 1284-nucleotide messenger RNA. RefSeq lists its product as uncharacterized. The record is from RefSeq and is a predicted model, not a curated record. Bases 1 to 1284 code for a protein of 427 amino acids. Gene Ontology annotation, cellular component: mitochondrial matrix; cytoplasm. Lineage: Eukaryota; Fungi; Mucoromycota; Mucoromycetes; Mucorales; Lichtheimiaceae. Gene Ontology annotation, biological process: tRNA N1-guanine methylation; mitochondrial tRNA methylation. The transcript is spliced from 11 exons.
AUGACAGCAUUCGUUCCUCCAGCCCACCAUGGCAUGACAGUGCUCAAUCGCGAAGCUUUCAAAAAGACAAUUCAGACAUUGGGCGUCCGUGUACCUGCUCGACAAGUCAAUGUUGUAAUGAAGGGUCUCAUGGGACAAUUGCUCAACCAACCACGCCUACGCAAUGUUGUCGACGAUCCUCAAGGAAAGGAAACCAAGCUUCUCCUUUUAAAGCAAGAGGUGCUUCAACCUGAAGAUGUAUCCAAGUUACCAGAGGCAGCUAGAAAGCUCAUUGAAGAACAUGGUGUUGGUUUCUCUACAUUUGAUGUUGAUGUUGAUUACAAUUACUGGACUGCAGAACAAAUCUUCGAGGCUGUACUUCCCGCCGGCUCUGACGCCACCCCUGGAUCCUAUACUCAAGUGGGCCAUAUUGCACAUAUGAAUUUGAAGGAAGAAUACUAUCCCUGGAAACAGCUUAUUGGCCAAGUCAUUUUGGACAAAAACAAAAAUAUCACGAGCGUUGUCAACAAGACCAACAACAUUGAUACCACCUUCCGGUUUUUCAAGAUGGAAGUACUUGCAGGCGAGGAUAAUAUGGUUGCGCAAGUGAAAGAGAGUGGAUGUCGAUUCAAGUUUGAUUUCUCCAAAGUCUACUGGAAUUCUCGGUUGCACACGGAGCACGACCGAUUGGUACAAACCUUCAAACGCGGAGAAUACGUCUGUGACGUUUUUGCUGGUGUCGGUCCGUUCGCAUUGCCAGCAGCUAAAAAGGGGGCCAUUGUCUACGCCAACGAUCUCAAUCCCGUUUCUUUUGAAUGGCUGAAUGAAAACGUCAAAUUGAACAAGAUCAAGAGUGGCAUUCAUACCUACAACUUGGAUGGUCGUGAAUUUAUCCGGAGAGCGGUGCAAGAUUUACAAGCGACAGCAAAUAGUGAUACUGAAUGGAAGACCUUUGAUCACUUUGUUAUGAACCUUCCAGCAACGGCCAUUGAAUUCCUAGAUGCGUUUCGUGGAUUGUAUCGGGAGCACAAGCACAGAUUUGAUGCGGCACCUACGGCUAAGCUUCCCAUGAUCCAUUGUCACUGUUUCACAAAGAGCCCGGAACCGGCCAACGAUAUCUACGAGAGAGUGAGUCAAGUGAUAGGCUCAAGCGUUGACCGUACAACAAGCAAAUUGCACUUGGUCCGUAACGUUGCUCCCAAGAAAGACAUGUAUUGCCUAUCAUUCCCUCUCAAUCCAGAGAUCGCCUUUGCAGCAACAGCAGCAACAACAUCUACAUCAUCAUCAUCAUCAUCAUCCUGGUAA